Messenger RNA from Pseudogymnoascus verrucosus, 2527 nucleotides. RefSeq names its product Peroxisomal membrane signal receptor PTS1 (gene PEX5). The record is from RefSeq and is a predicted model, not a curated record. The coding region runs from base 388 to 2343 and encodes 651 amino acids. Gene Ontology annotation, biological process: protein import into peroxisome matrix, docking. Gene Ontology annotation, cellular component: peroxisomal membrane; cytosol. The transcript has 2 exons. Gene Ontology annotation, molecular function: protein binding. NCBI's taxonomy places the organism in Eukaryota, Fungi, Ascomycota, Leotiomycetes, Thelebolales, Thelebolaceae.
CCCUUAACUCCACGUAUUAUUCUCCGAAGUAAAUAAAUCAGAAUCAAAGGGAAAUUAACAAGUGAUUGGGGAAAAUAGCCGCCCUUUAAAUAAUUCCCACCUCCACGCCUUCUUUCUGAAUUACCAUCCCUAAAACUAUUCGGCAUUGCUCGGGACACGGAUCAACCGCCUUCGCGUUGGUUUCUCCGAGGUUCAGUACCCCACAGUCGACCCCAACUUCUAUCAAUAAUCACCUCCACCAUCAGGCCUCGCCACGCCAUCAUCUCCUACCUUUUGCUACAAUAUCUUCCAAUCUCCUCUCUAUAAACUACACGCACCCAUAGCGAACCCAUUUUUAUUCUCAUACAUCAUUUAUAGAUCUUUGUACUGUUCCAAGCGCCAGCAGCAAUGUCGUUUAUGGGUGGCGCCGAGUGUUCGACGGCUGGCAACCCGCUAAGCCAGUUCAGCAAGAUCGGACAGGAUGAUAAGAGUCUGCAACGAGAUAGGCUCGUGGGGAGAGGCCCGGGGAGUGCGCAAGGGAUGCGCAGUACCGGAAUGAAUGGAAACCAAGAUAAUAUGAUGAACGAGUUUCUACAACAGGGCGGCCAACUACCACAGGCACCCGUCGACCCUUUUAUGAUGGAGGCAAUGCACCAUGCCGGCCCUGGAAUCCAACGAGGCACAUCACCACAGGCUCAAGGCUGGGCGCAGGAGUUCCAGCCCGGCAUGCCCCAAGAAUCACACAUGCAACCAAACUUCCAGACGCCCCAGGCCGCCGGAUUCAACCCCGCCGAGUUUUCCCGCUUCCAGCAGAUGAACCAACCUGCAGCCGCACGAACAGCAAGUCCGGCGACCCAGAUGCCAAUGUCGGGCUAUAACUCAUACCAGAGGCCCAUGGGAAUGGGUAUGGGGAUGGGGAUGGGCGGCGGCUUCGGCAUGGGCGGUGGUAUGAUGUAUCAGAACCAAAGUCAGAUGGCCAUGAACCAACAACCGCAAGAAGCGAUGGACAAGGGCAAGGGUAAGAUGAUUGAACUCGAUGACGAACACUGGGAGGAACAAUUCAAAGCCAUCGACUUGGCGGCCGAAGAGAAGGAGCAGAAUGACACGAUCGAGGCGGAGCUGAAUCAAAUGGACAGGUCAGUUGAAAAUCUAGAGUCCGAAACGAAUGAGUUUGGGGACUUUGAAGCUAUCUGGCGUGGAAUCCAAGCUGAGACCGCUGCUGCCAGGGACCUCGUGGCCGACAUGCCCUCUCCGAAUGAACUCGACAUGGGCAGCUUUGACCAGUGGGAUGGAUUCGAUGGCAUGGGGAGCCAUGCAGCUUUCCGAGAUCCACACUUGGGCGAUUAUACCUUUGAGGCGGACAACAUCUUCGCCGACGUCCCGAAUGCAUUUGAGGAAGGUGUGCGCAUCAUGGAAGAGGGCGGAAACCUCAGUCUUGCAGCUCUGGCAUUCGAGGCAGCCGUUCAACGCGACUCUUCCCACCUAGCAGCCUGGGUUCAUCUCGGUUCCGCACAGGCGCAGAACGAAAAGGAGACCCCGGCCAUCCGGGCGCUCGAGCAGGCCCUCAAGAUUGACCCCUCGAACCUCGAGGCUCUCAUGGGCCUCGCCGUCUCCUACACAAACGAGGGCUACGAUAGCACCGCCUACCGCACCCUCGAGCGCUGGUUAUCUGUUAAGUACCCCGCCAUCGCACCACCGAGUGGCCUCUCAGCCGAGGCGGACAUUGGUUUCACCGACCGCCAACAGCUGCACGAGAAGGUCACCAACCUCUUCAUUCAAGCCGCGCAAUUGAGCCCCGAUGCCGAGACCAUGGAUCCUGAUGUCCAGGUCGGUCUUGGUGUCCUCUUCUACGGCGCCGAGGAGUAUGACAAGGCAGUCGACUGCUUCUCCGCCGCUCUCGCCUCCACCGAGUCCGGUUCCACCAACGACUCCUCAUCCGUCCACCUCCUCUGGAACCGCCUGGGCGCCACCCUCGCCAACUCCGGACGCUCCGAGGAGGCCAUCAAUGCGUACGAGCGCGCCCUCUCGAUGCGCGGGAACUUUGUCCGCGCACGCUACAACCUCGGAGUCAGCUGCAUCAACAUUGGGUGCUACGAAGAGGCGGCUGCGCAUCUACUGGGCGCGCUCGCUAUGCACAAGGUCGCUGAGCAGGAGGGACGCGAGAAGGCCAAGGAUAUCCUCGGCGGCGACGGUGCGGGCAAGGUCUCCGAGGCGGAGCUUGAACGCCUGAUCAACCAAAACCAGAGCACGAACCUGUAUGAUACCCUCCGUCGUGUUUUUAGCCAGAUGAACAGACGGGACCUGGCUGAGCGCGUGGUGAGCGGCAUGGAUGUGGAUAGCUUUAGAGGAGAUUUCGACUUUUAGAUAGGGCAAGCAUAUGGGGGACAUGGGAAAGGGUUGGAUUAUUUUGGGUAUAUGUAUAGCGUAUGUGCUUACUCCGCUCGUCAAAAGAAGAUGUAGUGGUUUCAGGAGACGGUGCUCCAAAUAUCAAAAGAGCAUUAUCUUCCCUCGUUUGCUAUCUGUCUUGGAAAUCUGAACGUAAAAGGCG